This is a messenger RNA of Ogataea philodendri, 1236 nucleotides long. RefSeq lists its product as uncharacterized. NCBI's taxonomy places the organism in Eukaryota, Fungi, Ascomycota, Pichiomycetes, Pichiales, Pichiaceae. The record is from RefSeq and is a predicted model, not a curated record. Bases 1 to 1236 code for a protein of 411 amino acids. The transcript is spliced from 3 exons.
AUGCUGGAAGUCGGCCAAAGACUUGGCGUAAGUGGCCACCGAGUGAGCAAUCAGUUGGGUGUUGAUCAGGAAAGCAUCAAACGCAAGGUUGCUCACAUCGUCACAAAGGCUGUGGUAGCAACGGUCCAAGACCUCACCGUUGAACGCAUUCUUCUUCUCUGCACCAGCAGCAAUUCCUCCACCUGGAAUUCCAUUCUCGAUAAAUCCAACGUAGUCGGAUCUGCCGUCAAAUGGAAUCAAAACAUAGUCCAAUCCCUUGGACUCGUAGUAGUCAAUGUAAAGGUUCUUCAACUCCUCGGAUCCAACAGGAUUGAGAGCAUUGGAGGCGUUGUACACCUCGUGCUCGGCAUAGUAGUUGGAUCCAAUGAGUCCCUCUUCUUCGGCAGCCCACCAUGCAAAUCUCACCUUGUUGUUGACCUUGAACUUGGUCAAUUGCUUGGCAACUUCCAAAAGAGAGAUAGUUCCAGAGCCAUCGUCGUUGAUACCAGGACCAGCAGUGACACUGUCGGAGUGAGCGCCAAGCAUAACAAUGUUGUCACCAUCGCCGUCAACAGUCUCUGCAAUAACGUUCAAGGUCUUGAUGGUGGCAAUGUAAGAGUCAACCAAAACGGAAGCAGACAGAGGACCUUGGGACAACAGAGAAACGUACUUCUCGCCGUCCUUCUUGGAAAUACCAACAGUUGGAGCAACAACAGCAUCUGGUGGAGCACCUCCAAGACUGCCCCUAACUUCUCCGUCCUCGUUGUUGUAGAUGAUGGAAGCCAAAGCACCCAACUUUCCUGCAUUGACAGAUUUCUGGGUGAAAGUGCAAACACCUCUCUUGAUCAAAACAACAGAACCACUGGUGUCUUCUGGGAAGUCAGACAAGUCGCAUCCGUUGUUAGCAACAACAACAAGAGGGCCAGUGACAAAGUCCUUGUUAGGAGUAGGAGGACUGAGGCUAAAGUCGGUAAGAGACUCAGGCUUGGUGCCGUUAAUCAAAGUAUCAAAGGCAUUGGUCUCGCUGACGGUAGCUGGCAAAGCCUGGACAGAAACGUUGUAGUAACCGUGCAACUUGUGGAUCUCCUUCUUGAUGUAGUCAAUUGUGGACCAAUGACCUUUGGAACCAAUGACUCUUGUAGGAUGGCCAAACUUCUUCUCCGACUUGGUGGCAAUCUCGUACAGAGUCUCUGCUCUCUCUCUGAGCGCUUCUUCGGUGAUGAGAGCCUGAAGAGCGGCGGUGUCGACCUCCGGUAG